GCAGAUGAUCUGACACGAUGGUCCGCCCCAAACGGCACGGCGGCAGUAUUCGCCAGGCCGCUAUAGGCCUUCUCGUUGGCCUGCUAGUCGGCUUUGCCUUCUUGGCAUCGCUGCGGCACCAGGCGGCGUCCUGCUUACGCGGAUGCUGUACGGACGGGCCUGGUAAGCAAAACGAUAAACUGCCUAUCAGAUACAUAGUUAAAACCGAAAAGCCUCUACAAAAUUAUAAAAAAUCCAUUUUUGUCGGGGUGAUGACGGCGAAAAAAUAUUUGGAUUCGCGGGCAGUCGCAGCACACAGAACUUGGGCCAAGACCAUUCCGGGAGAAGUGGCGUUUUUCUCGAGCGCAGGAUCACAUAGUCAUUACGAUAUCCCCAUUGUGAGCUUAACCGGCGUAGAUGACAGCUAUCCUCCUGUGAAAAAAUCUUUCAUGAUGAUCAAAUACAUGCACGACCAUUACUUAGACAAGUAUGACUGGUUCGUUCGAGCCGACGACGACGUAUACAUUAAAGGAGAUAGUCUCUCAAAAUUCCUACAUUCCAUCAAUAACUCCAAGCCCCAAUUUAUUGGCCAGGCAGGAUUGGGAACUAAAGAAGAAUUUGGAAAACUCAGUUUGGAUGGCAGUCAGAAUUUCUGCAUGGGUGGACCUGGGGUUGUGUUUAGUAAAGAAACACUGCGAAAACUCAUCCCACACAUCAGCUACUGUUUAAAGAACCUGUAUUCGACACAUGAGGAUGUGGAAGUCGGGAGAUGUGUCCAGAGAUUUGUCAAUAUACCGUGCACAUGGGCAUUUGAGAUGCAGAGUUUAUUUUACCAAAACUAUGAAGAAGAGAGCAGACCAUACACCAAUUCCUUGAAUACUAAGGACAUCCACCGUGCCAUCACUCUCCAUCCUCUCAAGCAGCCACCAUAUUUGUACCGUUUACACAAUUUCCUACAGGCCAGAAAAUCUACUGAUCUCAGGCAUAAGAUCCUGUUCCUGCACCAAGAGGAAAGACGUAUGUCUGAACUCAUACACCCGGUGCUGGCUCAUGACCAUAUUGAUGAUAACAAAUAUGCACUUCCACCUUCACUCACCAAGUUUGUGCCAAAUUGUGGGGAUGAAGUUCCCGUUUGGGAAUUUCUUACCAGGAGUGUUAACACGUAUGGGAAUCACUUACACUCGCAUUAUAUGGUAAACCCCAAAGUUAAUGUAGGGGGAGCCUUGCGUAUAGGACUUCAGGAUAUACUUAUGCAAAUGAUGCAAAUGAUUAACAAAAAUGCCCGCCAACGAGGAAGAACUAUAGACUUCAAGGAGAUCUUGUAUGGCUACACAAGGAUUAACCCCUUACAUGGUGCUGAGUAUGUGUUAGAUCUCUUGCUGACAUAUCGUAAGCAUAAAGGCAGAAGGAUGACUGUACCAGUAAGAAGGCAUGCUUAUCUACAGCAACAGUUUGCAGAGACGGAAUUCCGGGAAGACGCAUGGAACAAACCGAUUGACCCCACACAUAUUCCAUCCCCAGAAACACCCAACCUUCUUCAACUAGUCCAUGACCAAUUUAAUAAAUUAUCAUAUUUUUCUAAUGGUAAUGUAGAAAAUGUAGACCUUAAACAUUCAUCUCAAGGCAAAACCAUCCAUUUUAUUCUUCCAUUGUCAGGAAGAUUAAACAUCUUGCAACAAUUCAUGCACAACUUUGAAAAAGUAUGCUUAGAAUUACAUGAAGAUGUCAAAUUGGUAGUGAUUAAUUUUCCCAGUGCCACUGAGAAUGAUGCAAGACAUGAAGUUGAUGAUAUUGUUCAGAAACUCAAAGACAAAUACCCUUCAUACGAUCUUAGGGUUAUUCAUAAUGAAGGCAUUUUCUCAAGAGGUGUAGCUCUCCAACAAGGAUCAGCAAUGUUUGAUUCCAGGACUUUGCUUUUCUUUGUGGAUGUAGACAUAACGUUCAACAACGAUGCUCUGCAGAGGAUACGCUCGAACACAAUCCGUGGGCAGCAAGUUUACUUCCCUGUUGUUUUCAGUCAGUACGAUCCAGCGAUGGUCUGCAAUCAAAAUCCCUGCCCUAAUAUUCCAUUUGUAUUUACCGAAAACAUAGGGUACUGGAGACAAUUUGGCUAUGGCAUUGUUAGUGCUUAUAAAAGUGAUUUUAUGAAAGUUGGUGGUUUUGACACCACCAUUCAGGGCUGGGGAAAAGAAGAUGUGGAUUUGUUCACCAAAUUUGUCACACUAAGCAAUUUGACAAUAUUCAGGUCAGUUGAUUUGGGUCUAGUCCACAUUUUCCAUCCAAUUCACUGUGAUCCCAACCUUGAUGCUGCACAGUACCAGAUGUGCCUUGGCUCAAAAGCAGCUAGUUUUGCACCUGUAUGGAAGCUGUCGGAAAUGGUGUACAAUAUUCCAGACAUUUUUCAUAGAAACCCUAAAGAGGAUAAUGAUAGUGAUAAUGACAAUAUAGAAGAAAAGAGAUAACGUUAGGUAUAUUGUAGAUAACUGAAAUUCAUUUUAUGCCAUGAAAUUAUGGAAUCCAUAUUGAUGCAUCACAUCACGUCAUAUCAAGUCAUGCAUAUUUAUUUAUUGUUAACAAAGCGGUAUUUUUAUAGAACCAUGUAAUAUAUACCUCACCAGGUGUUCGACAAGAGAAAACAAUGAACUCUCUGGAAUGCCAAAUCUCAUUUAGCAGCAAACUGAGCUGAAUGUUACAUGUCUGGCAAUUGCUCUAAUUACUGGAUUCUGUGGAAAAAGAAAAAAAUAACAUGUUUGAAGUUGGUCAAUGGUGCAGAAAUGGUUAACCUCCUGUCUGGGGGUUCUGUCCCACUGUUUGUGUGCAAUUAGAAGUCAUUUGGGUGUCCUUGCAAUGACGAAUGUGAUCAGCUUGUGCCAAAUGUUCAGUGGGCGUUAUAUAGGCGUUAUAGAGGCGGGCAGCAUGGAGGUUUAUCUUUCCAGACUAGUAUGUGCUUGUGACAUAGAGGUUACAGUCCUAAUGUGUCUCUGUUUCAGUGUUAUGAGAAGUCUGCCCUUAGCCCUCCCUAUUUACCCUGAAGGAGUUAAUUCUCCUUGUCAGGGUUACUGCUCAAUUUUGUCCUGCACUUUUAGCUUGUUGAGUAGCAGCUGCUUUAUCAAGCCGUGCCAACUCACUAGGAGUUAGUUCUUUCAUUGAUAAGGGAGAGAAGUUUCUCAUAUAAAAAAUAAAAAUUAUCCAAAUAGCAUGCAUAAAUGACUGGACACUGUUCACAUUGUGUUUUUGUAAUUAUUGUAUAAUUUAGCUUGGUGCCUCAAGGAAGAAAUGCUUUGAUUGCAGUGUUGCUUGAGAUUUUCAAAAUGCAUCACGCACCUUGCAUCAAGACAGGAUUUUAAUUAAAAAUCCUCCCUUUGUCACAUAUACAGCCUGGCAUAAACUUGGUAUGAUGUUCACAUUUUUGAUCAUUUUCCCUUUUUUAGUCCUGAAAUCACACACUGAGUUUCAAAGUCAUAACAGUAACUUCCCUCUGCCCCGCAUACACAUAUUUUUUUUUUUACCUUUGCAAUAACUUACAUGUAGUUUAGCUGGCAUAAAGGUAAUAACUUACAAAUCUAAAGCAUCUUACUUCAGUAUUUUAUACUUCAGGUUUCGUAUUUCAAGUUUCCAUUAAUCUCUGAAACUGGUGCAUUUUUAGUCACACUCACACACCAGUUUUACUUUUCAUAACUUUUGAAUAAUUUGUUUUAUUUAUGUAUUAAUAAUUAAACAGUAUUCUUUUGCUGGAAUAGAGGGCAGUUACUGAUAUGAUUUUAAAACUACCUCUGUGGGGUUACUUGCAUCUGGACUAUUCUAAUGAUAUAAAGUGAGAGUAUCUCAGUAGUACUGUGUUGACCUUGUAUAUAAUGGUUUUGUUGGCACAUUGUGUAUGUCAUUAAAAUUAAGGAGGGUGUGCACACUGCCCCUGCCAUUCCUCUAAAGCAUUUCCACUUCCUAGAGUGCCCUCAUUUGUUGUCAUAUUGCCAGACAGAAAUAUUUUGCAUUAUGGAAGCAAGUUAAAUGCUGGUACUUUUUAUUUAAUUGAUGCCUCUUUUUUUUGCAUGAAGUACAUUAUUUCAGAGGGUUCAGCACAGUAAAGAACCGGCAACCAAUGGCAUUUUCAGCUUAUGUAUGUUGAGUAUGCUGGAAAAUGAUUUAUGUAGAUUUUUAUCUUAUAAUUUAUGCGUCAUGGUGCUCUGUCAACAUUUAUCCUUGACCAUCUGAGAGUGCAAAGUAGAAAUGAUAAAUGAUUUUCUUUAAUUUAAAAAUAUAUCGGCUUUUAAUAUCUUGACGUACAUUCAAGAUUCAUAUUGUAUCUAGAUAGCUUAUCUUAUUGUCAAACACAUAACUCAAACUGCAAGUACAUAGAUAUAAUAUUUGCAGUGUAAUAUGUAGUGUUUUUAGAAAAGAUUUUCACUGCUUUUGAUUAAAACUGGUAACAUGCAAUUUAUAUAAGAGGUGGGGAAGUAAGACCAUGCAGAUGUGUCUAAUGUUUAAUGCUCAAAUUCAACAUGAGGUCAUUUUGUGUAAUACAUAUCAUUAAAAGGUAUGCAACUUUAUGGACAUUUUAAGCCAUUUUGUGAUUUACUUUUCUAGUCAGUAAGUUAUAAUGUAUUUAAUCUACUAUAGUUGCAACACUGCCGCUUGAAGACAUAUAAACUACACAUCUAUUUAAGAAGGUGAUCCUCUGACAAUGUUAAAAAAUGGCAGUGUUUAUGAUUAAUCAGGCAUUCAUGUCUGAAUCUCCUUUUAAGGGACAGAGGAAGCUACACGGCAUGGCGAGUUGUUUGCAACUUUCCAGGAGCACUACAGAACAUGCAGCGCAGCAAUACAGGGUUCCCAGUUACAGACUCUCUGUGACAUUGAUGGAGGGUUAUGCAAGUGAUUAUUGUGAUUUAUUUCUUGGUGAAAAUCUGUUUUAGUACACAAGGCUAUUAGGGUCGAGAUGAAGGGAGGGGGUCGACCAAGUACUCACUGUGGUAUUUUAUGUAUUGGCAGUAAGCAGCAGAUUGUAUAUUUGAAUAAAAAUGUUUUUAAUUAUUAUA
Molecule: messenger RNA, 5012 nt
Organism: Lingula anatina
Lineage: Eukaryota; Metazoa; Brachiopoda; Lingulata; Lingulida; Lingulidae
Product: chondroitin sulfate synthase 1
Cellular component (GO): Golgi cisterna membrane
Molecular function (GO): glucuronosyl-N-acetylgalactosaminyl-proteoglycan 4-beta-N-acetylgalactosaminyltransferase activity
Source: RefSeq, a predicted model, not a curated record